Molecule: messenger RNA, 613 nt
Organism: Labrus mixtus (cuckoo wrasse)
Lineage: Eukaryota; Metazoa; Chordata; Actinopteri; Labriformes; Labridae
Product: neuropeptide B-like
Exons: 2
Coding region: 1-393 (130 amino acids)
Biological process (GO): feeding behavior; G protein-coupled receptor signaling pathway
Molecular function (GO): G protein-coupled receptor binding
Source: RefSeq, a predicted model, not a curated record
AUGGAGGUGCCCGCUAAACUCGUGUUCCCCAUCAUGAUCAUCUCCGUGCUGCUCGCUCACAGUCCUGCUGACGCAUGGUACAAGCAGGUGGCCGGGCCGACCUACUACUCGGUGGGCAGAGCGUCCGGCUUGCUGUCAGGUAUCCGGAGGUCACCGUACGUCAGGAGAGCCGAGCAGACAGAGGAGCCGUCAGACAGCGGAGAGGCUGUGAGCAACAGCGUGUUUUCUGAAUUAACACCGCAGAGUUUCCUGCUGAAGACGAUGCCUGUUUGUAUCAAAGACAUCAAACCAAACCUACAGAGCUGUGAACUCCUCCAGGAACUCAAAGGCUCAUUUAAGUGCAAAGCAGAAGUCUUCCUCUCUCUGGACUCUUCAGACUGUGCAGAAAACUGAGCACAACAGCAGAGGAUGAAUCCGGCUUCUUGGAGACAUUACCAUUUAAAAACUGUGCAUUAACUAAGUAACUUUGCUCAAAAUCAAGUUUAAUACUCUGUUCAAAAUCAACAUGUUUAUUCCUAUUUAUUGGCUGAUAAACCCCUCUUGCCACUAUAAACUGUUGAAGUUAUAUCAAUGUACAUAUUUGAGUUUUCAUCAAUAAAUAAAUCAUGUCGCA